This is a messenger RNA of Ambispora gerdemannii, 484 nucleotides long. The record is from the annotation of a GenBank genome assembly. Lineage: Eukaryota; Fungi; Glomeromycota; Glomeromycetes; Archaeosporales; Ambisporaceae.
AAAAGACAAGAAAAAUAGAACUUGUGAGCGUUAUGAACAUACAUGUGCAACACUACAAAAACUUUGUGAGCAUCUUAAUAGACAGAAUCCAUGCAGAUCCCUCAUUUCUCCAGUACUUUUACCUCAGCACCAAAGUACUUUGCCUAUACUGAGAAAACCAAAAGUUUUAGAUAUACCUGAAAUGAUACAAAAUCCAGAGCAAAAUGCUAAUGACAAAAAGCCAGAACAAGAAUUCUUUGGAGAACCUGAAAUUGAAAUAGAAAGACAAGUAUCACACCCUGUUAAAAGUCAAUUUAUAAAACUCCCUAAAACUAGUCCCAAAACUCAAGCUCAUCAGGAGAAAAAAAAUGAACAAUCUAAAAAAACUUCUUUAGAAAUAGACCUAACAAAUGAAGAAUUUGAACGUCUCAGUAUGAUUACUGGAGAUCACGAAAAAAGCAUAAUAUUUAGAGAGCAAAUUUUAGGAAAAGCACUAAAAAGAUGA